Molecule: messenger RNA, 850 nt
Organism: Aspergillus wentii DTO 134E9
Lineage: Eukaryota; Fungi; Ascomycota; Eurotiomycetes; Eurotiales; Aspergillaceae
Product: ankyrin repeat domain-containing protein
Exons: 1
Coding region: 224-616 (130 amino acids)
Molecular function (GO): protein binding
Source: RefSeq, a predicted model, not a curated record
UAACUAUACCAUUUUAGGGAAAAGUGAAAGUGGGUAACACGUGAGGGGCAGCACUCAGAUAGCCAAAAGCACUGCCUUAUCUGCCUUGAAAAGCUACAUCCAGAGACAGGAACAUAUCACAGGAACACCUCAUUUUAGUACGUGGGCACUCCCCCCUCUACACAGACUUGUGCAGCUAUUCAAUCAUAGUCAUCCUCUCCGUGCAUUCGUGGAUAUUUCUGAUAUGGUUGAUAUCGACGAGAAGAAUCUCCUCGGCUGUACUGCUUUACAUAUCGCCGCGGAAAGGAACCCGGGUGGCAGCAUCCGAUUUCUGGUAUCGAAAAACACAAAAGUCGAUGCUCGUGACAUGUUUGGACACACCCCAGUUCACACGGCCGUACUGAAUGGCCGCUCUGCACUUUCCUAUGCCGCAGGAAGGAGACACGAGGAGAUUGUACAGAUGCUGGAUGACAAGGCUAAUUUUGACCCAAAUGCAAAAGAUCGGAAUAGAGAUCCCAAUUUUCUUGAUAGAGGUGGCACAACACCCAUAGACCGUGCCGGCAAGAAUUGGCAUGAGUCGAGAGUACAGCUCCUAGAUGGCAGAAUGGCCCCGGUCAUAUUUCACGACGAUUCAUAGGUCCCUUAUUUAUGCUGUCUUCUCUUAUGUGUUGUUUGUUGUCGUGCCGUAGACCUGUCGUAAUGUGGAUGAAGCAACCUUCUGACUCCAUGGAAAAGAUGUCUAUAUAUUGCUUUGAACAUCAUCCUUUCCCUCUGAUACCCAGGCAGUUUUUUCCAUCACUUUCUUCCCUCCAAACCAUGCCUGUUUGAUAAUACCGCCACACUUGAUAGCAAUCUCAGAGAAGAUAAUUCG